AGUGGACAUUUUUUUCGAUGAAUGCUGUGGUGACUUGAGUACAACACAUGAAGAAUUCUAGAAAAGGGCCAUUUUUGAAGUCAGCGGUGAAUCAGAGGUUUUCUGGCCCUCUCGAGUGCCUUCUAUGAAGAAGAGUUCAACUCUGGCUCCAGUUUGUCCCCUACUCUUUUCCCGAAUCCCUCGACAUUUCCCUGCUCUUUUCCCCAGGUACCGCAUGGCCUGUAACAUUUGCUGGGACUCACACACGGCGUCCAAUCUCCUUUCUCCGAGCGAUGACUCCUAGGAACUUCCCAAGGACCAGAGCGACGCAGGCUCCGACACGCGACGGCGGGGGGCGGGGGUGGGGGGGUGCGAUGGACGGGGGAGCGAAAGGGAAAGAGAGAGAGAAGGGACCUGGGUGUAGAGAGGGCCCAGGGCCGCAUGAGCCAAGCCAGGGCGGAGCAGGGGGUUCAUCUCAGCAACCUAAUCGGUGUCGGCCUUUCCCUCCCUUCAACCCUCCAUUGGUGCUGCUGGAACUCGGAAGACUGCUAGACAGACAUCUUCUAGGGCGCUCUCCCUGACUCACUUGGCUGCGCUUUUAAGCACUCUUUUCUGGAUCAACAAGAGUUUGCUAGUAAAAAUCUGAGCCCGCCAUCUCGAUGCUUCUCCUGUCUCUAAAACUGGUGCCCGGGCUGAGGCCCAGGUGGCAGACGUUUUCCAGUCUACGCUGCGCGGGGCUAAGCCUCUGGGAGGCAGAGCGCACUAAAGCGUGCGCCGCCUCGGGGAGAGCUGAGCUCAGGACAGCAUCCUUUCCGUGCGCGCUCGCCGCUGCGCACCCAGCAGCGCUGUCUGGCUCCGCUUCUUGGGUCGCGUCCUCACGUUUAACGCUGGCCUUAAGAGUGGGACUGUGAAGGUGGCUGGGCGCUGGAAUUUAAGUUUUAAAAGUUCUUGACACCUACUAGAAAGCGCUAGAGGACCCUUCAGCCCCUAAGGCGCCGGUAGUCACCAAGAGUAGGCGCUUUUCCUGAAAUUGAUAUGGGCAAUUUGAAAAGUAGGGUUUUUGAGAACAAGCCACAUCAGAUCUUUCACCAUUUAUUUCAACCUCUUAUCGUUCCUGCCCCUAAGGUUCUGGUCACGGUUGAACAUUUAAUGCUUCCACAUGGAAGUGCUGUCGAAGACUGAGACUGCACCCACCAUCCAAAACAUCCCAUAAGUAAGCACAGUUUCUUACUAGCCAAGGGGAAGGGAAAGCACUAGUUGAAAGUGGCCACACGAAAUGCGCAAAGAUGUUCAGAAUGCACGGGUCAUAUGCAAGGACUCUAAAUCCUUACAGUGGCUGCUGGUUUCAGAAGGUGUUUCUCCCAAAUAGAAAGGAUUGGUCACGGAAAUGCCCUGUAGGAGAAAGACACUGGUAUCCAUUUCUUAAAGGACAUUCACACUUAUGAAGUGUUUAGGGCAAAGCAAAAAGGAGGAAGUUUCUUUCAGGAAAAUCUUCAUCUUACAACUUGUAGGGCUGGUGCUAACUUACGACUUCACUAACUGUGACUUUGAGAAGAUUAAAGCAGCCUAUCUCAGUACUAUUUCUAAAGACCUGAUUACAUAUAUGAGUGGGACCAAAAGUACCGAGUUCAACAACACCGUCUCCUGUAGCAAUCGGCCACACUGCCUUAUUGAAAUCCAGAGCCUAACCUUCAAUCGCACCGCCGGCUGCGUGUCACUCGCCAAAGAAAUGUUCGCCAUGAAAACUAAGGCUGCCUUAGCUCUCUGGUGCCCAGGCUAUUCGGAAACUCAGAUAAAUGCUACUCAGGCAAUGAAGAAGAGGAGAAAAAGGAAAGUCACAACCAAUAAAUGUCUGGAACAAGUGUCACAAUUACUAGGAUUGUGGCGUCGCUUCAGUCGACGUUUACUGAAACAACAGUAAACCAUCUUUAUUAUGGUCAUAUUUCACAGCACCAAAAUAAAUCAUCUUUAUUAAGUAGAUGAAACAUUAACUCUAACUGUGACAAAGAAGACCACAAAUAGUUAUCUUUUAAUUACAGAAGAGUUUCUUAACUUAUUUUUUUAAGUUUUUAUUGUGUAAGUUUAUAAUGCAGGGGAAGUACUACUCCUCAAAUGUUGAGGGAAGCUUCCAUAACAUUGAUGACUGGCUUCAUGGCAGUAAUUCUCGGCUGUAAUUGCAUAAGCAUUGCUCAAGAGGAAAAUCCAAAAGUGCAGCAGGAGAACUCUUUUCCCUGAAAAAGGAAAAAUAUUGAACUCAAUGAUAGCACCAAAACUUACAUUUAAAAGACAGACAUUCCUUCUACAUGUAAUGACACUUCUUGUGUUAAAAUAAAAAUUUACAAGAGAAGAAAGUGAAAGCAAAUGGGGUUUCAUAAAUAGUUGUAAAUAUAGUGAAACAAUUUGAAAUAAUUUUCAAGCAAAAUAUUGUGAAAGUAUUCUAAGCCAAGUUUUAAAUAUUAUCUAACAGAUGACAGUGGUAUAUACAAGUAGAUCCUGAGAAGUACUUUUGUUACAGCUACUAUAAAUAUACAUAUAAAUUAUAGAAUGUACUUUAUUUUGUGAACACUUUUCAAAAGGUACAUUCCUUUGUAAUUGACACUAUAUAUUUCUUAAUAAAACAGUUCUCAAAUUUGUUUCUUAUGAAUCAUCUUUCAAAUCUAGUUAGACAAUUUGCACACAUACUUUUCUAAGGAACAUUAUCUUUCUUCAGGUUUUUACCUCCACUCAUCCUUAGAGCCCACUGACUGCUCCGCUUUAUACCUGUUGGCCCUGCCUAUAGGAGAAAAUAUUUGGAGAUAGGCAGCUUCAGGAUGCAUUGCAAUCAUUCUUUUCUUAAAUUAUGUCACGAGUCUUUUCUUUAUUCCCCUCUUGAACUUUCCUCACACCUGGAAGAAACAAAGUAGGCAAAAGUGAACUGGGGAUGUCAAAUCGAUUCUUGAAUUCCUGCUGCAAGCUAGAGCCACAGGCACCCUCUCACUCAACUUCCACUCAGAACCCUCUAAACGCCAGUGGGAAGGGCAACCCACUGCAUGUGGGAAUGCACUGAUUUUUCCUAGGAGUAGACAUGUUCCUCUAAUUACUCCCUGAGGGUUAGUUGGGGCUAAACCAUGACAGAAGUGGGGAAGUUCAAUGUCCUUAAAUCCAUCUUACCUGCCAACAGGUAAGAGGAAGCUUACAUUAUAUGUCCAGUCUACAUUUAAAGAGCACUUACUGUGGAACAAGCCUUCAGCCAAACACUGGAGAUAGAAAAGUAGGUAAGACUCAGCCUUUGUCCAGAGAAGCUCAGGGUGUAGCUGAAUAGGCAGUUUGUUUUGUUCUGAGGAAAAUCAGGACAUGCCUGCUUUCUAAAAAUCUUUCUCUGAAGACCUGACCCAAGCCCUUAAAUGCCAUUGUAAGAGAAAUUUCUUUAAGUCUAUUAACUCCAUUUGAGUAGGGAUUCACUGACUAGAUUUUACUGAACUAUGAAAAUAAAUACACAUAAUUUUUCACAAAAUUUUGGGCCCAAUUCCCCUAAAAGAAUUGAGGAUUAGGGAGAAAGGAGACAACUCAAAGUCAUCCCAUUAAGUGCAGUUCCUUUGAAUCUUCUGCUUUAUCUUUAAAAAUUUGUGUAUAUCUUUUAUUCUAUUUAUUCCAUAGAUGUCUUAAUAUAAAAUUAGUCAAUUCAAUUACACCGUCAAUUAAAAGUAAUGGGCAAGAGGACGCAUCAUACUAAUUUAGUAAGAACGUUCCUAAAUGUUGUAACAAUGUGGAUCAUACAUCUCUGGUUUUUUAAAUGUAUUGAGGCUUUCUUGGUGGACUAGUAUAAUAUACGGUCAGUUAUGUCAAUGCUUCAUGAUCAAUAAAAAGGAAGUUGCAAAUUGU
Molecule: messenger RNA, 3840 nt
Organism: Nomascus leucogenys (northern white-cheeked gibbon)
Lineage: Eukaryota; Metazoa; Chordata; Mammalia; Primates; Hylobatidae
Gene: TSLP
Product: thymic stromal lymphopoietin
Molecular function (GO): cytokine activity
Source: RefSeq, a predicted model, not a curated record